Messenger RNA from Panicum hallii, 1010 nucleotides. RefSeq lists its product as uncharacterized. The transcript has a single exon. Lineage: Eukaryota; Viridiplantae; Streptophyta; Magnoliopsida; Poales; Poaceae. The record is from RefSeq and is a predicted model, not a curated record. Bases 57 to 1010 code for a protein of 317 amino acids. Gene Ontology annotation, molecular function: DNA binding; protein dimerization activity.
UCACGCGCACGCCCCAAGACGAGGGGGACGGAGGGGAAAGAGAGGGAGAGGGAGCAAUGACUCGCGGCAAGGUUGGUUCGGUGAGGGCCGCCGUCAACCUCCGCGACCGCCUCGCGAGGUUUAUGAAGCGCAAGGAUGGGCUGAAGCGGAAGGCCGAAGAGCUGUCGACGCGCUGCGCCGUCGACGUCGCGGUGGUCUGCACGGGCCCCGGCGGCCGGGGCGACCCGGAUUGCUGGCCGUCCAAGGAGGCGGCCACCGAGGUGGCGAGGCGGUACAGCGCGCUCGACCCGGCGCAGCGCGCCAAGCACACGGAGGACCACGCCGCCGGCGUCGCGCGCCGGCUCGCGGAGGAGCGCGAUAAGCUCGUCAGAGCGCGGGAGGGCGGCGUGCCCGGCUCGCUCGGGUCGUGGGACGGCUCGCUCGAGGGCGUGUCCGAGGAGAAGCUCCGGGAGCUGCUCGCCUCAAUCGAUGGCUCCCUGGUGGCCGUGAAAAACAGGGUCCUGGAGCUGCAGGCGCCGCUCGGCGCCGCGGCCGAUCGCGCCACGUUAUGGUCGGUUCUCGUGCACGAUGACAACGACAUCUUUGUGCCGCCGCAUGGCGAAGCCGACGCCGGUGGCGGAGGGCUCCAUCCACCACCUAGUAAAAACCCCAACUCGCCCAAUGCCGUACCCGUGGACGCGGGCGAGGAGGUCGUGGCGGAAAACAUCGUGACGGCCGAGGAUGCCGGGGACGAGGUGCAGAUGCUCCAGCCACCACGCGACGCCGACGAGUGGAUGCGGGGUCCUGUUGAUGAUAUCAAGAAAAGGCCCCAGCCGUACAACCCCGCGGCGUACGACACCCGGAUCCAGUACAUCAGCGUGGGCAGGUUCAUGAUGGAGCUCGACACCUACGAGUUCAUCCGCUUCGACCUCGGGAUGCCUCCGCCGUGCAUCGCGCCCAAUUCUCUGGACGACGACGACGGCGAGCCGCUGAAGCUCUGGUCAUGGGACAACACCAUGCCACGCUUCUAA